Phycomyces blakesleeanus NRRL 1555(-) is the source of this 528-nucleotide messenger RNA. RefSeq lists its product as hypothetical. The coding region runs from base 1 to 528 and encodes 175 amino acids. The record is from RefSeq and is a predicted model, not a curated record. Lineage: Eukaryota; Fungi; Mucoromycota; Mucoromycetes; Mucorales; Phycomycetaceae. The transcript has 7 exons.
AUGAGCUACUGCAGACAGAUUGAGGUAGAUCUUGCUGAAAUCAAGCAAGCAUUAUGUGAACUUCAAAGGCAAUUCAGCAAUCAAUUUGCGUCAGCAGUCAGUGCAGAAAAUCUAACUACAAUGCAAAAAAGCAUUAUUGAGCAGAGUUCUCUUGAGCACAUUGCCGGGUCUGUGAAAAGAGGCCAGCUCACAGAGUAUCCUGAUCAGCUUGGCCACAUGGUAAAGCAUGAUAUCAUUCACCAAGAUUAUCCUGCUGCUCAAAAAGAAUGGAAGAAUAUCUCAGAGAAAAACAGGGAAUAUUAUAUGAUGCAUUUGGAGAGAAGCUUUCUUCAAGAAAGCUUCGAGAGCAACAACCAGACAUACAAAAGAAGAAUGGCAGAGAAAAACAAAACAUGGCAAGGCAUAAGUGAUUCUUUGCUUUCUUCUCCUGAUAUGUCAGAAACUGAUGAUGUUGAGUUGCCUAUAAUGGCAGAUGUGUUGUCUCCUCCACCUAUGGCAAGUGUUGAGCCUGCUCGCAAGAGAAGCUGA